CGUAAACCCGUUUUGGCAAUGCGGCGACAAUUGGCCUAUAAAAUGCUGGAGAAGUUUGGACAACAGCAUCAGUCACUGACAAACCAACCAACCCAAACAAUCAAAUCAACAUGAAGUUCCUUAUCUGCUUGGCUCUCUGCAUCGCCGCUGCCCAGGCUGGCUACCUCGCCUCUCCAGUGGCCACCUACGCCGCUUCACCGUAUGCUGCCACCUAUGCCGCUGCCCCUGUGGCUUACAGUGCCCCGGUGACCACCUAUGCCGCUGCUGCUCCUGCCUACUCCACCUACUCUACCUACGCCGCCGCCGCUCCUGCCUACUCCACUUAUGCCGCUGCCGCUCCCGCCUACACUGCCUCGGUCUACAGUGCUCCUGCUUACACCGCCCCUGUGGCCACCUAUGCCGCUGGUGCCGCCUAUGCAGCUCCCAUCACCACCUACUCGGCUCCGGCCAUCGUCAGCCCCUUCCUGAAGAAGAAGUAAACUGCACCCAUCAUUGACCCAUCCAAACGAUUCGAUAAACUAAAUAAAACGCCAAUCUAAGCGAAA
Messenger RNA from Drosophila suzukii, 545 nucleotides. RefSeq names its product cuticle protein 16.5. NCBI's taxonomy places the organism in Eukaryota, Metazoa, Arthropoda, Insecta, Diptera, Drosophilidae. The record is from RefSeq and is a predicted model, not a curated record.